Austrofundulus limnaeus is the source of this 3382-nucleotide messenger RNA. RefSeq names its product cilia and flagella associated protein 61 (gene cfap61). NCBI's taxonomy places the organism in Eukaryota, Metazoa, Chordata, Actinopteri, Cyprinodontiformes, Rivulidae. The record is from RefSeq and is a predicted model, not a curated record. Gene Ontology annotation, molecular function: oxidoreductase activity.
GAACAAGGUAAGAGAAUAUGAUGUGUAAAUGAUGAUAAGUGUCUGCUAUAUGAGUAAUGGAUGGUUUCGGAACAUUUAGGCCUGAAUAAGGCCAACAGGUGAGGAUGAGGAGGAGUGGACCAGGUGAGGAUGAAGAGGAGGAAGCUGUGACCGUCAGAAGGACUGAGUCUGCGGACGCAGAGGAGAUCCAGGCCCUCCUGACCUCCACGGACCAGGCGCUGUUCGGAAGGAUCGAUGUCCUCCAUCUGCUAGAGAAAGCUAAUCUGGCUGUGACUGUGUUCAACGAUCAGAACCAGAUCUUGGCCCAUGCCUCCUUCUGUGACUAUCCUGCAGCAGAACUGGUGGAUCAGGGUCUCUGGGAAUCCUUUCUGCACAACCACUUCAGCUCUGACAGCUGCACGCCGGUGAACACACUCUUCCUCCACCUCUUGGUGUCUCAGGCUGGUGUCUCUUCAUCGUGUGCUAAGCUAAUAAUCAGGACGGUCUUUUCUGCUGUUGCUGAACUGGAUCAUAUCUGCCUGCUUUGCCCAAAUGUGACUGCUUUAGGACCGGACCUGGAUCAGAUCUUUAAGCCUCUGCAGCGUUUGACCGAUCCUGGACCUCCAUGUUCAGCUUUUAUCUGCCACAGAGAAGAUCACGCUCCACGGCUCCGAGUUCGCCCCGCCAGGGUUGAAGACCACGAUGACAUCCUGCUCUUACUGGACCCACAGAACAUGAAGUCCACCUCAGAAACAUCAAAGUUCAUCUUAGACCUCAUCAAGAACCAGAACCAGAAGCAGAAGCGUCACUCUGCUGUGUGUGAGGUGGACGGAGCUGUUGUUGGGUUUGUCAGUGUUCAUACAGACAUUGAUGUGGGAACACUUCAGAACCACUUUGACCUCAGUGAGUUUGAUGAUUUCUACAAAGUGGACCAACAGAACCUUCAACCUGCAUCUCAGUCUUGCCCAGAAGGACCUGAGCGGAACCAGAACCAGUUUCCUUCUCAGGAGGUAACUUCCAACGCUUUCUGCAUCCAGCUCCUCAGAAUGAAGAAGAAAUAUGAAACCAGAUCAGCGGACUGUCUGCCGUAUCUGUUCCAGCUCUUCCCUGACCUGGUCUACUGUCUCUCCAGCUGUCCUGAGUUCCCGUUGUCACAGAACUUUGUCCAGGUUCCAUCACGGUCCAGCAGCUCGCUGUCCACCAGUUUCUGUGUCCUCCACAGGUCCUGGAUCAGGAAGGUGGAGGUGAGGCCGGCUGUUCCUGCAGACCGACUUGCUGUUUCUGAUCUGGUGAAGAAUCUGGACCGGAACCAGUCACUUUUGCAGGACUUGGACUCCUUCUAUAGGACCCGCAGUGACCCGAACUCUGUGCCGCUGCAGGCCUUCGUCACUCAGGUGGACGGUCAGGUUGUUGGGAUCCUCAUCAUCAGAGACGAGCAGGACACGGAGUACCUUCGCGCUCGCUUCAACAUUGAGAACUUCAUCUACUUCAGCCAUCAUCGGUACGACGAGCACGCCCACAUUCUCCACUUCAUCCUGAAAUGCUGCUUCCAGAACCUCAGCAGACACCUGUUCAAGGAGGUCCUGAGGCUGUCCCACAAGUCCUGCCUGUACCACAGAGUCUACCUGCCCCACUACCAACAGACCUCCUGCGUCCACCCUCUGGAUCCGAUCCUGGACUGUGGGGUCCCCGUUGGGCCCCGGCAGCAGAUCAUCUACCCGCUGGAGGAGCUUGGCAUCAACGCCCCAUCCCGACGGCUUACAGAGGACCAGCCCUCACCUGAGGUUCACCAACCUGGUUCUUGUUUCCACUCAUGGUUUCCAUGGUGACUACGACCCUGAGGACGUGGGCUUCCUGUCCACCAGCCACGCCCACAGCAGCCGGGACCUGGCCCAGACCCACCUGCUCUCCUGCGUCAGGGUCCUGACCGGGAAGAUGGUCCAAAUCAGACGCAAGUCCAAAUCCAUCCUGUUGUCCACUGGAGACAAGGUCCCCUACGACCAUCUGAUCCUCUGCACGGGUCUGCAGUACCGAGUCCCGUGUCCAACUGGUGUGGUUGGUACCCAGGUACCAGAUCUGGACCCAGACUGCAGGUACACUGGACCGGUCCCGUCCAACCUGUUCACCCUCAACGACCCUCAGGACUGCAGGAUGGUCCAUCACUGGAUCUGUGACAACUUUGUAGACCGGGACGAAAACGCUGUCAUCUUUGGACACGGCGUUGACGUCUUCUCCAGCGUGGAGACUCUGCUCCGUCUCGGUGUUGGUGGAUCUCGGAUCCACGUGGUGCAGCCUCCAUCAGAACCUGGACCUUCUUGCUUCAGGGACCCGGCUGUAGAGAGAGCUGUGGCUGCAGCCAUGAGGAGCGCAGGGGUCCAGGUCCACCAGAACUGUGUUCUGGCUCAGAUCAACGAAGGACAGCGUGCCGACCCGAUCACAUCUGUGUCCUUCAGCAGGGACCCUGAGCCCGUCCAUCUGCAGUGUGGAGUCUUCAUCAACCUGUCCAAUAAAGGAGUGGACCACCAGGUCUUUGACAGCAUCAGCAGGUCCUCUCUGACCUUUGACUUCAGACUCGUCAUAGACUCCACCUUCAGAACCAGCGACCCGUUUAUUUAUGCAGCCGGACCUCUUACCAAGUUCUCCUGCCGCUACUACUCAGAGGGGCGGAGCCACGCAGACUUCAGCUCCAAGGAAGUGGGCCAGGACCUGGCAGCCGUGCUACUGGCCCACUAUGAUCCGACGCUGGAGACCCUGAAUGAGCCUGAGCCAGACCGCCUGAUCCCACUGUACGACCGGCCCAAGGUUCAAGGUGCAAAGCUUCCAGGAGGGUUUCACUACCUGCAUGUGACCGGACCAGGUGGACCGGACCGGUCUAGUCCUCGUGCUCAGCCUGAUGGAGACAUCGUGACGGGACGAGCAGAGACCGGGGACUACUUCAGUCUGCAUCUGGACCACCAUGAGCUGGUGGAGACCCUCACCUGUCUGUCCCUGAAGCCCAUCCCUGUCCCAAAUUACCUGAGUCUGUACGGCCAGCACCAGAACCUGCUGGGUCAGCUGCAGAACCGCUACCACCAGGGUCUGAUUCCAGACCUGUACAGGUUCUUCAGUCAGAGCUCUCUGCUGGUGGUUUUCCAUGACCGGUUCCCAGACUUCCAGAAGGAACUGAACCAGAUCAGCUGUUCUAAACCCAAGGUCGGUUCUGAUCCAAUAAUCCAGGAGGACGGGCUUCGUCCUCAGGGGAGCAGGAAGGAGGCCGAGGUCCGAGGAGCAGUGAGGAGCAGCGCUGUGAGGUUCCUCACCUACAACCAGAACCUCCUGCCCAUGUUGGGCCCAGCUGGCCGGUUCUAAAGAGUUCUGUUUAAAAUUGUUUAAAUGAAAAAUAAAAGUUUUCAAAGUAAAUUAA